Messenger RNA from Priapulus caudatus, 629 nucleotides. RefSeq names its product 28S ribosomal protein S18c, mitochondrial-like. NCBI's taxonomy places the organism in Eukaryota, Metazoa, Priapulida, Priapulimorpha, Priapulimorphida, Priapulidae. The record is from RefSeq and is a predicted model, not a curated record. Gene Ontology annotation, cellular component: ribosome; mitochondrial small ribosomal subunit. Gene Ontology annotation, biological process: mitochondrial translation. Gene Ontology annotation, molecular function: small ribosomal subunit rRNA binding; structural constituent of ribosome. The coding region runs from base 17 to 568 and encodes 183 amino acids. The transcript has 5 exons.
GUGCGUUCCCAUUAAAAUGGCAGCGCACAUUAACCAAAUGUGUAAAUUUGUUCAGUAUGGUAAAAAAGCAUUACUUAUAUUAGAAGCCAGUAAAAAAUUAACCAACCAAAGCCGUUGCUUUCAUCAAGGCAUUUCUAACCAUGUGAGUUCCAAAUGGGUGUAUGGCUCUCAUAGCAAACGACGUCGACUGGCCGCUGAGAAAAAGCAAGCAGAAAUGGAAGAAAAGAUAGAAAAAAUGACCAAGCAGAUGGGAGAUUAUCCUGAUCAACCUUCCCUGAACAUGGAAAAUCCUUAUGUAAAGGACAAAAUUGAGUGCAUUUUGUGCAAACACAAUAUCGAAGUUGACUAUAAGAAUGUUAGACUUCUGAGCCAGUUUGUGUCACCUUACACUGGAAGAUUGUACGAGCAAGGAGUGACAGGUCUGUGCAAGCAUCAGUAUGAAAAGGUUGUGAAGCACAUCAAACUAGCACGAAAUUUAGGAUAUAUGCCGUUCAUGGUGAAAGAAAUAAAUUACUUGAAGGAUCAUCGAUUAUUUGACCCACUUCACCCUAAAUAUAAGAUUCUGUAAAGGAAGUCUAUGUUUAUCAAUCUUUUGUCUGUUUAAAAAAAAUAUAGUAUUCACCUCCCAA